UGUGCCCGAUUAGGAGGUUUGUUCUGGUGAACUCCAAGCGAGGAGAGAGGAUCGGAGGAGCCUAGUGUGGAAAACGUGUGAUAAAGGCAUUUUGUGUGCGUGUGUGUUACCUCCCCUCCUCGGGCAGGAUUGACACCAGGAAAGAGACAGAGGUCCGAACGACACCCAGCCAGCAGAGCUGUCACCAGGGGUUCAGCUUUCUAAAAAUGGGAAAGAAGCUCGACCUUUCCAGAUUAACAGAUGAAGAGGCCAAACAUGUCUGGGAAGUGGUUCAGCGGGACUUUGAUCUGCGCAAAAAAGAGGAAGAGCGUUUAGAGGAGCUGAAAGACAAAAUUGAAAAAGAAAACACAAAGCGGGAGUUUUUGACCAAUCAAUCCCACCUCAAUGAAACACUCUGUAUCCACUGUCUGCAGCCCUUUAAGUUCCUGUUAAACAGCAAAUACCAGUGCUUGGACUGUCACUUGUAUGUAUGUAAAAGUUGCAGCCAGUACAACAAAAAGGAGCAAGGUUGGAUGUGUGAUCCGUGCCGCCUCUCUAGGAUUGUCAAGACUGGAUCUCUGGAAUGGUAUUAUGAACAUAUAAGAACUCGUUUCAAGCAUUUUGGAAGUGCUAAGGUGAUGCGAUCUCUCUAUGGAAGGAUGUCGCGUGGACAGCAAAUGACUCCUACUUUGCUGGGUCCUCGUGGCAGAGUAUAUAGCUUGCCAGAUGUCACCAGUGGUUAUCACCUGUACAGGAAUGAUGAGAGUGAGGAGGGGGAGACCAGUGAUGAUAUAGAUGGAGCAGAAGCUGAACAUUAUGCCAGGAUGCGCAAGACAAAGCGCCUACUUUCUGUCCAUCCCUUUGAUUUUGAAACUGACUCAGAAUAUUCUGCCCAAUCUCGCCGUCAAUCUGUGCAGCUUUCUUCGGGUCCUGGGAAAGAAGGCUUUCAGAGCACUGAAGAUUUUCCAAAUGGCGAGGAAGCCUCUUUGCAGAAGGACUCAAUGGUAGCUGAAGCAGACUUGGCUGCUGCCUUCCAUCAUAUCUUGCAAGAGCAGGGACGGCACACAUCUCUUCCAGAACAGGAAUUCAGCACAGAAGUCCAGUUUGCAGGCAACCCGCAUACCAAAAACCUGGAAAGAAUCCCGAAGGCUGGCAGCCCAUGGGAUGUGCAGUCCCAACUCUCAGCUGAGCUGGACACUUCUGGUGAAAAUGAAAAAGGGGCUCAAGAAAACUUUAUUUAUCUGCCACAAUACACAAAACGCAGGAGCCAAGCAUCAUCGCAGAAAAACGUAGAUCACUCUGGAAAUCAGAUAUUUGAACUGAACAGACGCAUCUCUCUUAUUGAAUGGGUGCUCAGCCGCCUUGAGGAAAAGAUCCUAGUUCAGUCUGAGAAGCCCCUGGCUAUUGAAUCCCACAUUGAUCAUAGCGCAGAAGAGAAGGAACUGAAGAGAAAAUUAGAAGAAUUAGCAAGUAACAUAACUGAAAAAGCUGUAUCUUCUGAUGAAGAAAAUACCGGAAAGAAGACUGAAGAAUCCAAACCAGAAAUGAGCUCAUCCAAUGAUGACCUUCCUCCUGAUGCUAAAAAGGUAUCUAUUCCUAUGGAGAAUGUCUGUGGAUUGCAGAAAAGGCUACGGGACGUAGAUGACCAAGCCCAUCACAGCGCAACGACAGAUUCAGCACUGUCUGAGCUGGAAGACAAGGUGGCUUCUGCGGUGGCUGAAGUGCAACACACAGAGACCAAGGUAUCUCAUAUAGAAUCCCGAAUUGCUGCACUGAGUGCUGCUGGGUUGACAGUUAAACCAGUGGAAAGGCCUAAGAAAAAAAGAAGCAUUCGGGCAUUUAACCUUCAGACUCUCAGGAAUGCACAUAAUUUUUUAGAGGACUCAACCUCUCCUGAUACAGGAUCACCAGAUGAUUUCAAAGUAUAUAAGCAGAAGCAGGUCAUGUCUAUGCCACAGGUGUUGAGGAGGAAAUUCAAUAUUUCCCAUGAAACUGCAAGCAAUGCUGAAUCUUUUGCUCGGAACUCCUAUUACAGAGGAUCACUGACACAGCGAAAUCCAAAUGGAAGAAACAGAAAAGCAGAUCACAUCUUUGCGAAGCCUGUGAUGACCCAUUGGUCUUGAAAACAGUGGACUCCUAAGACCAAUACUGCAAAACCUUGCUCAAGGUUUCAUUUCUGUUGCUUUUCUCCCUUCUACCUAUCUACUUGUUUCACGAAAGAAGGAAAAGGAACGAAUUACAUUUGAAAAGAAUUCUCUGAGCAAGAAUCCUAUGGAAUUUGGGCUCUUCUAGCAGAGCAGCAGGUCUCAACUUAUGCCAUGGAAUCCCUUCCUCAGGACUUUCUCAACUCCUUCCUUAGUUACCAAUUCACAUAUUAAACAGAACUUUGGCUCCAACAUUUUUCUUUCUUAUCCACUCCUUAAAAUAUGUCUAUAUGGCCAAGUGGAUUAAAGACAUGUUUUCCAGGCCACUAAGCCCAUGGUUUAGCUUUAUUGGUCCCAUGUAUACAUCUUUUAGUUUCAGUGCUUGGAACUGUCCAGGAUUCAUGUUAUACUGCUGUUACUAAAUGAUUGUGUGGUAAGAAGAAGGAUUUGACUGUUUAGUUUUUGAUGCUGAAAAAUCAAUACUUCCUGCAGGUAGCUUGCACUCUUUUAAUUAAAUCUUCAUGUUCUGAUUGCAAAAAAAGAUUCAGUAACACUUUUAAAGACUAAUUCAUUAGCAUAAUAAAUGUAUAGAAUGAAUUUUCUCUAGUGCAACUAAUUCUGUUUACCCACUGGAUUAUAAUCCCUGGAGAUUUAUGCACAGUAACUAUAGACUUCCCUCAUUUAUGCUAGGGUUAUGUUUCCCCAAAACCUUGCAUAAAGGGAUUUGGGCAGGAAGAAGAUUUAGGAUGUUUCCAGACAAGCUGGCACAAAUUACAUAAUAGUAUUUUUCCCCCCGCAUGAAGUUGAGUACUUGGACAAAAAUGAUCAAUCGCAAAUUUGCAUAAAGUGAGAGAAACUUGUAUGUUAAGGGCUUUAAGGUUCACAAAACUUUUAUUUCUUUCAUUACUCCAAAAUAAUCUGGUAUCAUUCUGGAAUACAUUCUGUUAGCUCUUUUAGGUUAGCUAGUUAUACAAAUGUGGUAUAUGAUGUACAGAGAUGGCAUAUGAAGAAUUUUCUUCUCAUCAAUCCAAGAGGUCUUCCAAAAAGUAGCAAAGACUGUAGAUGGUUCUUGUUAAAAAAAAUAAUCUGUGCUGUAAACCUGGAAGGUCAUUGUCAGUCCAAGUAGAUAAUAUUACCAUGUAGUGUGACAACCUUUUUCUUCUACUCCUAUGCAGGAUAAUAAAAAGUUAUGGGCUGUUAA
Molecule: messenger RNA, 3324 nt
Organism: Python bivittatus (Burmese python)
Lineage: Eukaryota; Metazoa; Chordata; Lepidosauria; Squamata; Pythonidae
Source: RefSeq, a predicted model, not a curated record